Messenger RNA from Eruca vesicaria subsp. sativa (arugula), 999 nucleotides. Lineage: Eukaryota; Viridiplantae; Streptophyta; Magnoliopsida; Brassicales; Brassicaceae. The record is from the annotation of a GenBank genome assembly.
GAUCGGAGAAGAAGAUAGAAGCAUUGAUCCAUGGCUGAUUGAACAUAGUUCAUCUCCGGAGGUUCGGAGUUUUUUUUUUUUUAAAGAUGGCAGUCUCUUUCCCUCGUCUUCCGAGGUGGUUGUGUGGUGGUGGUGGUGGUAACACUAAGAAAGAGUCAAAGGGAUCUCCUCCUUCACUGAAGAAGACUACUAAGACUGAAUCUUCUUCUUCAUCUACGGUGAAGAAGGUUAAGAGAGGAUGGAUUGGUAGAGGAGGAGAGGAGGAGAAGAUGGGGAAUGUUGUGUUCCCUGAACCAGAUGAUCCAGAGUGGUCUAUUGGUUGGGUUGAGCCACAUGGACCAGGGUUUAAAAGUGAGGAUGAUAGUGGUGGUGGGUUUGUGGUUCUUGUUCCUUGUUACAAGAAGGUUAUGGAUGGUUCAGGGAAUCAGAUUCUGAAUGGCUUCCUCUCUCCUAAUCCUGAUGGGAAGAAUAUGGAACAGUGGCUGUCUUCUAUAAGGAAGCUGUAAGGGACUUGGAGGAUUGGGAAAGAUUAAGACUAGUUCUCUCAUGUUUUUUUUAUUAUCAUAACUAAGAAUCAAAUAAUCAAGAAAAAAAACAAGAAAAAGAAAAAGUAAAAAAAAGGAGGAAGGAUAGAUAGCUUCUGGAGACUUCUCUAUUUCAAGUGAGUGACAACAAGUCAUCCUUCAAGAGUCUACAAAUGGACAAAGAAGAAGAUGGUGAUGGAGACUUGGCAACAUAAAAUGAAUGAAGAAUUGGUAUGCUAUGAAUAUGAUUUUGCCUAUUUGGAUAUUUUUAAUGUUGGGUGGGUGUUUUGAAGUGAAAGUGUUUUCUGCUUCUUCACUUCUGCGGUCGAGAUUAUUUGGUUCGGACAAAGAAAAAACAAUCCCUUUUUUCCUUUUGUUCUUUUGUGGUUGAAUGAUGAUGUGUAAUAAAUAAUAGCGUACAUGUACAUAACCUUCGGUUUCUAUCUUGAAUCACAUGUCAUGUGCUUACUUUCGA